CUUCUCGAUAGAUCCACAGUCUGUUGCAGAUGCCUUUAACUCGUAUCGAAUCGUUCCAUCGCGCAUCUUCCGCGAUUGUUUUUAUGUACGAAAAGCGAAUCACGCGCGCGAAAAGUUAUCGGGAGUGUCUCGCGUAAAGUGUCAUACGUAUCAUGUGUCAAAUAGUGUGAAACACCUUGUGCGCGAACAGUACAUUACACGCAUAAUUGAUGACAUCGAUAUCGAAGAUUAUUUCACUUCUACGUGUCCUGGGAAAUUGUCCACGAUCUUCGUAUGUUUCAAGAUAUCCUUUCGUCGAACUACAGCGGAAAUGACUGAUUGUUUAUAUUGACGCGUGAUUAUCCGAUUUUGAUGAGAGCGACGACGGCGUGGCGCGAUCGGGCUCGUCAUCAGUUAUCAAGAUUUCUUCAGGAAAUCCGCCGAAACGGUGCAAUGUUUUGAUAGCAUUUUUUAGAUUCUGAAACAUGUUGAGCAUUAUCAGGCGAGAAUGUGCACCGAUAAUCCAGCAAUACUUGAGCGAUGGUACGACCGGACACAGUAUCGCAUCUCGCCGAUGAUAAAUACCAGUGACUUGUCUUAGGCAUGCCAUCGAAUCGUCAGUGACGCGCGAGCGUCGGUCAGUGGAAAGCGAGUCGAACGGCGAAGAUUAGCUGAAAGAAGCGCGACGUGAAAUUAAAUCGUCUGGAAAAUGUGGUCGUUGGUAUUCGUGACCACCUUGGCAUUGAGUAGUGCUGUAUCGGAGACAAUAAACUUACCGAGUAAUGAGACAUGGCAAUACAGUUUCGGAGUUGAUUAUGAGAACAAUCAAUUUCUAUUGGAUGGAAAGCCUUUCCGGUAUGUUUCCGGCAGUUUUCAUUACUUUCGGGCGCCUAGACAGUAUUGGAGGGAUCGUUUAAGGAAAAUGCGAGCUGCGGGACUUAACGCGAUCUCCACUUAUGUCGAAUGGAGUCUUCACGAACCAGAACCAGGUCAAUUUAAUUGGGCUGGUGAUGCGGAUCUAAUAGAAUUUUUAAAUACCGCGCAAGAGGAAGACUUGCUCGUAUUGUUACGACCGGGUCCUUAUAUUUGCGCGGAAAGAGAUUUGGGUGGUCUACCCUAUUGGUUGCUUCGUGAAGUGCCGGAUAUAAAACUACGUACAAAAGAUACAGCUUUCAUGAAAUAUGCCACAACGUAUUUGAAUCAGGUGUUAGAAAAAGUCCAGCCACUUUUAAGAGGCAACGGAGGACCGAUAAUCAUGGUUCAGAUAGAGAAUGAAUAUGGGAGCUACAAUGCUUGCGAUACCGAGUACACGGAUAUGUUAAAAGAAGUGAUUGUCGAAAAAGUUGGCAGUAAGGCUCUCCUAUAUACGACGGAUGGUGCGUCCGCGUCCUUGCUCCGUUGCGGCUUCGUACCUGGUGCAUAUGCCACCAUCGAUUUCGGGACAUCCGUUAAUGUGACUAGCAGUUUUCAAUCCAUGCGUCUCUAUCAGCCACGAGGUCCCUUGGUGAAUUCUGAAUUUUAUCCAGGAUGGUUAACUCACUGGGGGGAGACCUUCCAGAGGGUAAAAACAAAAGCUGUCACGAAGACCUUGAAUGAAAUGCUUGCUCUAGGCGCUUCCGUUAAUAUUUACAUGUUCUACGGUGGUACAAACUUUGCUUUAACUUCCGGCGCUAACGGCGGUGUAGGUUCAUAUAGUCCACAGAUAACUUCUUAUGAUUAUGAUGCUCCUUUGACCGAAGCCGGAGAUCCGACAGACAAAUACUUUGCUAUAAGAGACGUCAUCAGUCAGUACCUGCCAUUGCCGAACAUGUCUCUUCCAACCACAUCUCCGAAAGGCAAUUACGGUCCGGUAUUAUUAGAACCGAUACAGAAGCUGUUCGAUAGCCGAUCCUCGUUUGUGGUGAGCUUGGCGACCGGCAGUAGACCUAAAACUUUCGAGCAUCUAUCUGUAAAUCAAGGUUUUGUACUUUACGAGACGAAUUUGCCGUCUUCUGUAUUCGAUCCUGCUAUAUUACAUGCAAUGACGAAGGAUAGAGCGCUAGUUUACGUGGAUGGUAGAUUAUCCGGAAUACUGAGUCGCAUAGAUAACAUAUAUACUGUGCCGCUAGAGAAUCCUUACGGUCGCCGUCUGAGUUUAUUGGUGGAGAAUCAAGGACGUUUGAAUUUUGGCAACGAAAUCCACGAUUUUAAGGGUAUAUCAAACGUGACUAUUAGCGGAAUUCCAUUGAUUAAUUGGAAUAUGACGGGCUACACGAUUUCUGACGUGUCAUCUCUUCGAGAUGUGAUAACUAUAAAUAUAAAUAGUGGAUCUUUAAUCAAUGGCCCAGUGUUUCUUCGUGGACGGUUCACGAUUACUGGGCAACCGUUGGACACAUUUUUGGACACUACCGGCUGGGGUAAAGGAAUGGCUUUCGUGAACGGUCACAAUCUCGGCAGAUAUUGGCCGUUGGUCGGUCCGCAAAAAACUCUGUACGUACCGGCUCCGUAUCUUCGUACAGGCGAGAAUGAGCUGAUCCUGUUGGAACUAGAAUACGUAUCGCAAACGAGGAAAAUGAAGUUUCAAGCCGUACCGAAUUUGGGUACGGGAUCGCAAAGCUCGGAUAGUUAAACGAAACUUUUGUACUAAUAAUUUUUAAUAUUAAAAUAAAUACACGAAAGAGAGUGUA
Messenger RNA from Cataglyphis hispanica, 2645 nucleotides. RefSeq names its product beta-galactosidase. Gene Ontology annotation, cellular component: vacuole. Gene Ontology annotation, biological process: carbohydrate metabolic process. Gene Ontology annotation, molecular function: beta-galactosidase activity. Bases 689 to 2587 code for a protein of 632 amino acids. Lineage: Eukaryota; Metazoa; Arthropoda; Insecta; Hymenoptera; Formicidae. The record is from RefSeq and is a predicted model, not a curated record. The transcript has 12 exons.